This is a messenger RNA of Rattus norvegicus (Norway rat), 2263 nucleotides long. The record is from RefSeq and is a predicted model, not a curated record. Lineage: Eukaryota; Metazoa; Chordata; Mammalia; Rodentia; Muridae.
GGGGCCAAGCAAAAGGUAAUUUUGAACACUAGUCAUGGAAGAUUUGAUGUUCGUCUGCAGCAACUUCCUCGACCCAUAAGUCCUGCAACCUCCUGUUCUUUUGUGCCUGUAAAGGCUCCCGGGUUCCUUCUCUAUCCAGAAUUGUUUUGUGGUGGUUGGCCAUGGGGAGCACCCUGGGCUGCCAUCGCUCUAUCCCCAGAGACCCAUCAGACCUGUCACAUAGCCGCAAGUUCAGCGCUGCCUGCAACUUCAGCAACAUCCUGGUGAAUCAGGAGCGACUAAAUAUCAACACUGCCACUGAGGAGGAACUGAUGACCCUGCCUGGGGUGACACGUGCAGUGGCCCGAAGCAUCGUGGAGUACCGAGAAUAUAUCGGCGGCUUCAAGAAGGUGGAAGAUCUAGCACUUGUCAGUGGUGUAGGGGCCACUAAACUAGAACAGGUCAAGUUUGAGAUCUGUGUGAGCAGCAAGGGUAACUCAGCACAGCACUCUCCCAGUUCCCUGAGGCGGGAUCUGCUGGCUGAGCAGCAGCCCCAUCACCUGGCCACCACUGUGCCCCUCACUCCACGAGUCAAUAUCAACACAGCCACCCUUGCUCAGCUCAUGAGUGUCCGGGGCCUCAGUGAGAAGAUGGCCGUCAGCAUCGUGGACUACCGCCGCGAACAUGGCCCUUUCCGAAGUGUUGAGGACUUGGUGAGGAUGGAUGGAAUCAAUGCAGCCUUCCUGGACAGAAUACGACACCAGGUGUUCGCAGAGAGGUCCAGGCCCCCAUCUACCCACACCAAUGGGGGUCUUACCUUCACUGCCAAGCCUCAUCCCAGUCCCACGUCUCUGAGCCUGCAGAGUGAGGACUUGGACCUGCCACCAGGGGGGCCCACGCAGAUUAUCUCUAUGAGGCCCUCGGUGGAGGCCUUUGGAGGUAUGAGGGAUGGGCGACCUGUGUUUAGGUUGGCCACGUGGAACUUACAGGGCUGCUCUGUGGAGAAGGCCAAUAACCCAGGGGUCCGAGAGGUGGUGUGCAUGACGCUUCUGGAAAACAGCAUCAAACUUCUAGCUGUGCAAGAACUGCUUGACAAAGAAGCCCUGGAAAAGGGCCCCUGCUACUCUGGAUUCCUGUGGGACACAGCAGCCAAUGUGGAGCUGAGAGACAUCCCCGGGCAGGAGAGCUCACCCAGCAACGGUCAUGCGAAGACUGUGGGUCCCAGCCCGUUCCUCGCCAGGUUCAAGGUGGGAAGUAAUGACUUGACCCUGGUUAACCUCCAGCUGACAGCCCUGGCCCUCCCAGGAGUUGAGAAUUCCAGCAAGAAUCACAGCGAUGGCCACCGAUUAUUGAAUUUUGCACUAACCCUCCAGGAAACCCUGAAAGGAGAAAAAGAUGUUGUUAUUUUAGGGGAUUUUGGCCAAGGGCCAGAUAGCAGUGACUAUGAUAUCCUAAGGAGAGAAAAAUUUCACCACCUGAUCCCGGCUCAUACCUUCACCAACAUCAGCACCAGGAAUCCUCAAGGCUCCAAAUCCGUGGACAACAUCUGGAUCAGCAAAAGCUUAAAGAAAGUGUUCACGGGUCACUGGGCUGUUGUGAGAGAAGGCCUCACAAACCCUUGGAUUCCAGAUAACUGGUCCUGGGGUGGAGUCGCUUCCGAACAUUGCCCUGUGCUUGCUGAAUUGUACAUGGAAAAGGACUGGAGCAAGAAGGAAGUCCCCAGGAAUGGCAAUGGAGUCACCUUAGAGCCAAGCGAAGCCAACGUCAAACAUGAGCGGUGAUGACAUCACUCUUUCUGGCCUCUGACUCAGGAGAGCAUAGGAAGGAGCUGGCACUACAGGGUGGGAAGAUCCAGGGCCUGUGAAGCAUCAUUCUGAGGACCUACGUCUUGGUCCCUGCACCACUGUCUACUUUGUGAACACUUGAGAACCUCUCCUGAGGGGAGCCCGUCAGGCGCUGGCUCUGUUGGGCAUCACGGCGAAGCUGGCUGGGACUGCAAUGUCUUGACGCUGUGUGGCUGAGUUCAGGCUUGGGGCGGGGGCUAUACUGCUGGCCGAGUUGUUUAGCAGCAUGAGAACAGUGACAGAGCAGUGAAGUGGAGAUGGGAAAGAGGACUCAGGCUGGCGAUCCACGCCACGGCUCUCAUUUCUGCCUCACCACGAUGUCAUGUUCUGCCGACAAACUUCAGGAAGCUUUUAACUGUGAUGAAUGCACUUCUCAAAGAUUUUUAGUUUUGUUUUGAAAAAGGAAAAGAAUAAUAAACAGAUUAAUCUGCCUGGCUUCA